AUGGCCGAAAGGUGCAUAACUCAUUCAUUGGAUUUCCAUGCUCAACAAACUAGGUUAUCGUACGCAGAUGGAUUUGAUAAGAGCCGUUAUUGGGGUAACUUGUCUCCUUAUCAUCCAGCAGAUGGAUUCGGUGUUGAAUAUAACGAAAUACCCUCAGACUGUAAAGUAUCUCAAGUUCACAUUUUACAUCGACAUGGUCAACGGUUUCCCACAUCAGAAUUCGAUGACGGUGGAAACACCCAACGAUUCGCUUACAAAGUUAGAAACGCCUCUGUUAAUGGCAUACUCGGCGCAACAGGUGCACUAGCUUAUUGA
Molecule: messenger RNA, 315 nt
Organism: Didymodactylos carnosus
Lineage: Eukaryota; Metazoa; Rotifera; Eurotatoria; Philodinida; Philodinidae
Source: the annotation of a GenBank genome assembly